Molecule: messenger RNA, 1181 nt
Organism: Brassica napus (rape)
Lineage: Eukaryota; Viridiplantae; Streptophyta; Magnoliopsida; Brassicales; Brassicaceae
Product: BES1/BZR1 homolog protein 1
Exons: 2
Coding region: 102-959 (285 amino acids)
Biological process (GO): DNA-templated transcription; brassinosteroid mediated signaling pathway
Molecular function (GO): DNA-binding transcription factor activity
Source: RefSeq, a predicted model, not a curated record
CUUUUAGCGUUUCUCGCUCCUCGAGAAUUACACAGCGCAAACAAAAACUCAGAAAACUGUGAAGUAAAUAAACAGAGAGAGAGAGAAAGAAAAAACAGAGAAUGACAGCAUCAGGAGGAGGAUCCACGGCGGCGGGAGGAGCAGGAGCGACGGGGAGGAUGCCAACGUGGAAGGAGAGGGAGAACAACAAGAAGAGAGAGAGAAGGAGAAGAGCCAUAGCAGCUAAAAUAUUCACCGGACUCAGAUCUCAGGGUAAUUACAAGCUCCCUAAGCAUUGUGACAACAAUGAAGUACUCAAAGCUCUUUGCGUCGAAGCUGGUUGGAUCGUCCACGAAGACGGCACCACUUACCGAAAGGGUUCCCGACCAACAGAAACAACACCGCCGCGCGUGAGCGCGUGUUCGUCAAUCCAACUCAGUCCUCAUUCCUCAGCUUUUCAAAGCCCAGUUCCGUCGUAUCAAGCGAGCCCAGCCUCGUCAUCUUACCCAAGCCCGACCCGGUUCGACUCGAAUCAUUCCUCAACGUAUCUCAUCCCUUAUCUCCAAGACCUAGCUUCAUCCGGAAACCUAGCUCCUCUACGAAUUUCCAAUAGUGCCCCUGUCACACCUCCAGUUUCCUCUCCUAGAGGCUCACAUCCGAGACUACCCAAGCCACAGUUCAGCAACUUCCCAGUCUCCGCUCCUUCAAGCCCAACACGGCGUCUCCACCACCACUACACAUCGAUUCCUGAAUGCGACGAGUCAGAUGUCUCCACGGUCGAUUCUUGUCGAUGGACCCGUUUUCAACCGGUGACUGUUUCUCAGACAUGUCCGCCGUCGCCAACUUUUAACCUCGUCAAAAAUAGCGUUUGCGUUGGCGGCGGAGACGUUUCGGUGAAGCCGUGGGAAGGUGAGAAGAUUCACGAUGUUGGUGUCGAUGACUUGGAGCUGACGUUAGGUAACGCUAAAGGACGCGGCUAAGAGGAUAGUAUCGUAAUAAACGAUUAGAAGGGAGAACGGUUCGGUUACGUGUGUCCGGUUUAACCGUAACUAAUUUGGGAGGAUGACCUUCUUGGUCUGCUUCAUGCAUUCAUGGCCUAUGCACAGUCAUUAUCGUUAUCAAUGUUUCAUUUCACAAAAGUUAAUUUUCAUGUAUAAUUCUCCCUAUAUUUAUUUAAAGAAAUGGUGAUGGUUGAAUGAAAA